AUGACUACGAGCAAGGACACAACCAAGGUGCACAAACCCUGGACUGAAGUUGUUACAGAGAAACGGGCGCUUCGAGACGCGCGAAUUGACAAACACUUGAAAUCAGACAUAAAAUUUCCAUCUGAUGGAAUCUCCUUCGAAACGGUCGAUAUUGAUGUUUUGACAAGCCUCCUCAGAGAUAGAAAAGUCUCCGCUGUUGAAGUCAUCCAUGCUCACUCUAGAGCCUGCGAAGCGCAGAAACAGACCAAUUGCUUGACGGAAAUAUGCUUUGAUGAUGCCCUUGAGCAGGCUACACAGCUUGAUGAGUUUCAGCAAGAGCACGGUCAACUGAUGGGCCCACUCCACGGCGUUCCAGUCACGGUAAAGGAUCAGUUCAACAUCAGGGGUUUGGACUCGACAUUAGGCUAUGUCGCAAAGGCAUUUUCACCGGCCGAGAGCGAUGCACCCCUUGUACAGACAUUGAAGAAACUCGGGGCUGUCAUAAUCGCAAAAACGAAUCUCCCUCAGAGCAUCAUGUGGUGCGAAACUAACAACCCUCUUUGGGGGCUGACAACUCAUCCAGAAGAUCCAAAGCUCACUCCUGGAGGCUCUUCCGGUGGAGAGGCUGCUAUGCUAUUAAUGGGUGCCUCCAUUAUCGGCUGGGGCACAGACAUUGGUGGCUCUAUACGAAUUCCGUGCCACAUGAAUGGUCUUUGGGGUUUGAAGCCGAGUAGUGGUCGGUUAUCUUAUCGUGGUGUUGAAGUGACACUUGAAGGGCAACAGCACAUUCCAUCAGCUGUAGGGCCCAUGGCGAGAUCUCUGAGCUGUCUCAAACUCGUGACCAAGCUAGCGAUUGAGGCUGAACCUUGGGCGAUAGACCCCCAGCUGCCGCCGGUCCCAUGGAGAGACGGUAUCUUCCAGGCCACCUCGACGAGACCGCUUAGUGUGUUCAGAGACCUGGUCACAAAGUUGGAAGCUGCUGGCCAUGAGGUUAUAGAAUGGGAUUCGAGCUUGAACUCAAGCAUUAUAGAUAUCAUGGAUGGUUAUUAUUCCGCCGAUGGGGGUGAAGAUAUCCGAAGCGCUGUCUCAGCAGGCGGUGAACCAUUCAUCCCGCAGAUCCAAGCCUUUGUCAACCGCGGCGAGCCAAUCUCAGUCUUUGAGUACUGGCAACUCAACAAGCGAAAGAUUGCCAUCCAAGAGGCUUACCAUGAUAUGUGGGACAACAAACGAUCACCUACUAGCCGUCCUGUCGAUGUAUUACUAGUCCCCACCAUGCCUCAUACCGCAGUGCCUCACGGGUCUUGUCGCUGGACAGGGUAUACCAAGAUUUUCAACUUGCUAGAUUACACCGCCUUGACGUUCCCAGCGGGAAAGGCGCCCAGGGGUGAAAAUGAUGGGAGUUUCUGGGAGCAUGUCCCACGGAAUGAGGUCGAUGCCUGGAAUCAGCGGUUAUAUGAUCCUGUGACGAUGGGCGGGCGUCAUGUAGGCUUGCAGAUUGUUGGGCGAAGGUUUGAAGAGGAGAAGGUGCCCAUUGUGUUAAAACCGAAGUGUAUUUUCUAA
Molecule: messenger RNA, 1539 nt
Organism: Fusarium verticillioides 7600
Lineage: Eukaryota; Fungi; Ascomycota; Sordariomycetes; Hypocreales; Nectriaceae
Exons: 7
Coding region: 1-1539 (512 amino acids)
Source: RefSeq, a predicted model, not a curated record